Osmia bicornis bicornis is the source of this 1308-nucleotide messenger RNA. RefSeq lists its product as uncharacterized. The transcript is spliced from 3 exons. Bases 1 to 1308 code for a protein of 435 amino acids. NCBI's taxonomy places the organism in Eukaryota, Metazoa, Arthropoda, Insecta, Hymenoptera, Megachilidae. The record is from RefSeq and is a predicted model, not a curated record.
AUGGCCGUCCAGCUCACCGAGCAAUUAAAGAGGGAUCUCCUAGAGAUCUGUACGACAGAAUGGUCAGGGUCUGGAAGUGGAAGUGGAAGUGACUCAGGGGCUGGAAUAAUUCCUUGCUCCCCCCAGCCUGCCACUAAUAUACCCAGUGGGAUUAUCGGCAAUACUGGAGGCAUUAGAUGUACUGAAAGCGCAAAGGCGUCCGGGCCAAUUGAUACAAAGGAAGCGAUAAGUAAUGUUCCCUGCCCGGCUACCUCGGGGCCCUCGGCUCUUCGCCGUGGCUAUGGCAGCUCGGAGGGAGGCGGUAGACAACCUAAGCCUAAGCCUAGGCCUAAGCUCGAGAGUAAGACUAAUAGCAAGAAUGGACAUGGAAUGCUCGGAGCAGCUGGGCAUGUUCAUGCUCAGGCCCGGCCCCGUGAGGUCAAGGUGAAUGCUGGACAUAGCGUGUCCUCUCGGGAUGAACCGCGGGGGCUGGCCAGGACUCCUACGUUCCCCAAAGGAGAGAAGAGAAUCUUUGGCCCGCUGGUACGGAGGUGCGAUGCGCUGCAAACCUUGUGGCGACCUGGAACCUCUGACAAUGCAGCCGGCAAGCGUGGAAGCGGCCAAACCGGUACCAAAAGCGGCCAAACAGGGACCGUAGCACGCCCGCGGCCAGUGCUGACGGAAUCCAUUCUGAGGGAGUUGAGGACUCUGCCGGGAUACGUGAUACCUGGAGCCGCGCCGUCGACGAAUCCCGCGAUGGUGCCGACCCCGGGGGUGUUGGCGCCUGCCUUGGCUAGAGCAUCAAGGACCCUCACUAAUGCUGAUUCAGUCGUGAUCCCGGAGACCCCGGAGACUCAGGAGCCUCAUGUUCAGGAGCCCUACGUUCAGGUUGGCCCAGCCGGUGGCUUGCUGGCUGCAGGCUCUGGUGGGCAGACGAACCGAGGCCUUAGACGGAUCAGGGCACAAAAGGGGCAGGUAGUAUAUGAAUCGGCUGACGAAUCUACUCUCAUUGUAGAGAUUUCCGAUGACGAAGAUAGGGAUGCAAAUGCAAGUACAAUUGCAAAUACAAAUGCAGUAAGCAUUAUUAAGAAGAAGAGGCCUAGCAACAAGAAGAAGCCUGCGCUCAACAAGAAGCCUGCACCCAUUCUUCCUCGGCAGCAGCAACAACAACAAGAACAACAAGAUCAACAGCAACAACGACAACAACAACAGCCGCUAUCGCUGCAGUCACAGCAACAACAACGACAGCAGCUGCGUCGCGGUUACGGGGGGGAAACUGAGUUUGCCAUCUGUAUGGAGUUCGGUGGCUUUGAUAGUUUGAUAAUUUGA